This is a messenger RNA of Astyanax mexicanus (Mexican tetra), 1627 nucleotides long. It is a transcript of the gene ttc5, whose product is annotated as tetratricopeptide repeat domain 5. Gene Ontology annotation, molecular function: protein binding. Lineage: Eukaryota; Metazoa; Chordata; Actinopteri; Characiformes; Acestrorhamphidae. The transcript is spliced from 10 exons. The record is from RefSeq and is a predicted model, not a curated record. Bases 65 to 1405 code for a protein of 446 amino acids.
UAACCUCCUAAAAGGUAGGUGGCGCUCUAGUACUCCAGUUUCUGCUCUUCCCUACCAUCUAAAAAUGGCUGAAGUUGACAACGAUGAUGAGCAGAAAACAGCAGACAAAGAUGAUUUGGAGGUUUUAAAGGAACUCGUAGAUGGAUUGUAUCAUUUUAGGGAUCACUAUUUUGAAACGCACAGUGUGGAGGAUGCCAGUAGAAAACAGAAUGAUGUAACCCAAGAGAUGAAUAAGAUUCUGAAGAGACUGGAGGAGAAGGAGGAUCUCUACAAGCACAGUGCCCAGUAUCUCCUUCUGCGGGGUAGGUGCCUAAACAUUGCUCCACAGUUCAGUCAGGCAGCAGAAGAAAACCUAUCCCGGGCAGUAAAAUUGGAACCUGGUUUGGUAGAGGGGUGGAACACACUAGGUGAGCAGUAUUGGAAGAAAGGAGACUUGGUUGCUGCAAAGACCUGCUUCACAGGAGCUCUACAGCAGUCCAAGAACAAAGUAUCAUUGAGAAGCCUGUCUAUGGUGCUGAGGCAGCUCCCACCUGAAGGGGGUGCUCAGGACCAUGGAAAACGUAUAAUGGAAAGUGUGGACUUGGCCAGACAGGCUGUACAGUUGGAUGUCACUGAUGGAACAUCCUGGUACAUUUUAGGAAAUGCAUAUAUCUCCCUGUUCUUCUCCAGUGGACAGAAUCCUCAGAUGUCUCAGCAAGCUCUUAGUGCCUAUUCACAAGCUGAGAAAAUUGACAAAGCAUCAGCUUCAAAUGCUGAUCUGCACUUCAAUCGGGCCACGCUAUUCCAGUAUGAGGAGAUGUACAGUUCAGCUUUGGCUGGGUACAGUCGGGCUGCUGCUCUUGACCCUGGCUGGGAGGAGCCUCCAGAGCGAGAAAAACAAUUGCUGAACUAUCUGGAUCAAGUCACUAGUUUAAUAGAGAAUAAGGGCAAAGUGAAAGCACGGCGCUUGCGUAAUAUGCUGUCCUCUUUGAGUGUAUCUGCUUUGGGUCCAUGUGCCUCCCCCCAGUACCGGUCCCCCACAGGCCGCACAGGAAGCCUUGAGCCACGCUGGUUUUCUGCCCUUACCCAUGGCCACAACACUGGAGUGGCAACCCUGGGAAAAGUAGUCUUUAGCCUGGCCACAGAGGGUAGAAUGGCCUUUACGUUUGGAAUGGUGGACAGUGAGGAAUCGUGUUGUGUGGUCAUGGUUUACAACAUGGCGGACGGCUGGGGUGUUUUAAUAGGAGACACAGUAGUCGUUCCUGAGCCACAUGUCAAACGGCACAGCAUAACACACAAUGAUAAGUCUUACGAUUUCCGGAGUAUACGCGUGGACUCUCCUCUGCUGCUCAUUGUCAAUGGAAAGAGACAAGCAAUGCAAAGCCAAACAGCAACCUCUGUCAGUUACAAACCACACACUGAAUGAAAGGGGCAGUGCAAACAAAGAACUAUGGUGAAAGGAAGGGUGUUUUUGUUGUCUUUUCAUUUUGUAUAUAGUGUUUACUGUUUUAGUUUAUAUUGGUUGUACAUAUAUAAAUAUAUUUUUGUUUGUAUUGUCUGAGGUUGGUGGAUGUUUGUAAAACAUACUGCUGCUGCCUAUUUUGCAUUUGAAGUCCAGAAAAUAAAACUCUUCCAAUGGUGCUCCCGA